AAACUUCAUCCAAAGCUUCAAAGUUUCUCUUCAUUCUCCUUCCAGAAACCUAACGAAAAGCAAAGGAUUUUCCCUUCUUUGUAUCAUUUUUCUUCAUUAUUGGGCUACUGACAGAGUCAGAUUUCGCUCUCCUUCUAUUGGGUAUUUGAAAAAGGAUUCUAAUAGGAGUUCAAUCCCAGGGAGACUCAGAUUAUUGCUAAGAGAUGUCAUUAACUGCCAGCACCACCAUUAAUGCAGCUACUUUGCCAAUAGUGAGAGCAGGAGAUCAAUGCCGGAAGCAAUUCAAGCCAAUAGCAGUAGUUCCUGCUGGCCUCCAUCCGCUUGGCAUGCAGUCUCAACUCAUUAACAACAGAAGACGCUUGAUAUGUUCUGUUCAACAAAAGCGUGCUUCAAUAAUAUGUUCUUCUGCUCUGAAUGCGAGAUGUGCUGAAGGACAGACACAGACGGUUACACGGGAAUCAUCAACCAUUACAGUUGCACCAGUUCAAGGAAAGGAGAAAUCUCCUGACCUGGAUGAUGGUGGGACUGGGUUUCCUCCUCGUGAUGAUGAUGGAGGUGGAGGUGGAGGUGGGGGUGGUGGAGGCAAUUGGAAAGGUGGGUUCUUCUUUUUCGGGUUUCUUGCUUUCCUUGGCCUCUUGAAAGACCAGGAGGAUGAGGGACCCUACCGAGACCAACGCAGAAGAUGAAGAAAACCAGAAUAAGAUAUAUAUCUACAUAGAAAUUAAAGAAGUUUGGAAGUCCGGGAGUCGUAAUGGUCUUCCCUCAUUGUUCUCCAGUCAUGGCUUCGAGCAACAUGUGGGGGGCGGGGGGCGGGG
Solanum dulcamara is the source of this 815-nucleotide messenger RNA. Its product is annotated as protein YELLOW LEAF 1, choloroplastic-like. The transcript has 5 exons. Gene Ontology annotation, cellular component: chloroplast. The record is from RefSeq and is a predicted model, not a curated record. NCBI's taxonomy places the organism in Eukaryota, Viridiplantae, Streptophyta, Magnoliopsida, Solanales, Solanaceae. Gene Ontology annotation, biological process: thylakoid membrane organization; chloroplast organization. The coding region runs from base 204 to 686 and encodes 160 amino acids.